CACUAUGAAAAGUUAACUUGCAGUUGCAUGCAAUUCCGCAUCAUUUGCAGUUUAAUAAAACCCUAAAUCUCAAAACACCCUAAAACAAGCAAAAAAAAGUCAAAAAGUUUUCUUUUUUUCCCUGAGAAUCAGUAUCAAUGGCUAAAAAGUCUAAAACCCAAGGUGAUGAAUGAAACAGAGUGACUGAACCAAUCCCAAAAGAGAGAGAUGAAAGCCAAAAGAAAAAAGUGGGGCUUUAACUUUUUGGUAAUGAAGUAAAUAGAUUUCCAUAUAAACUCCAUCCCUGCUGUUUUUUUAUUUGUUCAUCUUACACGUGCUUCUAACCUACCCUGAAAAAAUAUAUAUAAAUAAAUAAAAAAUCUCAUUUUAUUAUCAGCAAAAUCCAGCAGUUUUUGGUGGCCCUAUAUUCUGCAAAACUCAACUACCAAUGAUCAUCAAUCACCGCCGUUCAUUCACAAACACACCUUCCCAUCACUACCCUUUUCUUGUUUCUCUUAUUUACUUAGCUUGCCAUCCCUUGCCUGCAACAGCAGGGGCCACUUCUUAACUUUUGAGUCAUGCAAAUUGCAACAUAAAGUCAUCAACCCAAAACCCAAGAUUCUCAGACAUAUUUUAUUUAUAGAACUCCUCGCCCCCACUGUCCUUGUCUAUCUUUUCACCUUUUUUUUCUUCCCUUUUCUCUUCCUUUGUUUCAGUCACUCACUCAGUUCUUCACUUCAUUCAGUGUUAAUGGUUGUCUCUCUGGAAUCUGAUUUUGUUUAAUACCCAGAUUCAGUUUUCAGAACAUAUAACACAAUGAGGAAAAGGCAUUUAUAUCAUUCCGAGCAUCCGUUUGAUGAAUAUCCUUUCGAGGUCUUCGUCCAAGACUCAUGGCAAGCUGUGGAACUCAUAAGAAUAAAGAAUGGAUUCAUGACUUUGCAUCUGAUAGAUGGUCAAUAUCUGAUUGAGAAGAAACCCUUCUCUGAUUUACGUGUUAAGUCUCGGAAGGCAACUUUGCCCGAUUGCACUUGCUUUUUGAGGCCUGGUAUUGAUAUAUGCAUCCUUUCUCGCCCUCAGGAGACAGAAAGUCUCGAUGAAGAGACUCCGGAGCCUGUGUGGGUUGAUGCUAAAAUAAGUUCCAUUGAGAGGAAGCCUCAUGACUCUGAAUGCUCGUGCCAGUUUUACAUAAACUUGUAUGAUAACCGUGCUCCUCUCGGUUCUGAGAAAGGAACUCUUAGCAAAGAGACUGAAGUAAUAGGAAUCAAUGAUAUUUGUAUCCUCCAAAAGCUUGAAAAGAAUGCAUGUGAGGAUCAGCACUAUAGGUGGAAUUUCUCGGAGGACUGCUCGACAUUGAAACGAACUAAGAUAUUUUUGGGGAAAUUCUCAUCUGAUAUAUCAUGGCUGCUUGUUACAUCUGUUUUGAAGCAGAUUGCAUUCGAUGUGAGAUCGGUGCAGAACAAGAUUGUCUAUCAAAUUCUGGAUCAAGAUGAUGACACUCCCUUAAAAUAUAAUAAUUAUUUCCAUGCUGUAAAUAUCAAAUCUGAGAAUGGUAUUUCGGUAUCCAAUGUGGUCCAAUUUGACCCCCUUGGAAAUAAUGAAACUGAUGCAGUUUAUAGUGUUGAUGAAACCAAUCAAUGGCCAGUUUAUGAUGCUAUGAACUUGCGACGCUCUAAACGCAGGUUUGUACAACCUGAGCGUUUUGUUGGUUGUGAUCAUCCUGGAGGGACAGAUACUAGCUGGCAUCUUACAGCUGCUUGUAGAACUAGCAACUGGAGAGAAGAGGGAGAGGAACAAGAAGCCGAUAUGAACAUGCCGCUAUCACACUUGUUAUGCAUCAAUGCAAGUCCAACGGAAGAGCUUACCCUGUCUGAAAAAAGAGAUACCAUGUCCAAAAGUAAGAAUGUAUCAAAGGAGGUAAAAUCAGAUGUGACGACUCCGAGGAAACCAAGUGUGGGAAAUCCGAGCAGAUCAGGUGUGAAAUAUCCCAGGAGACCAAGUGUGAAAAAUCCAAGGAAAGAUGAAAAUACUCUUGCUAUUGUUCCUGUGUCUUCAGAAACAGGUGAUCCAGCCUUUGGAAACUGUCAUAUGCAGAGAACUCCAACGAAUUUAUCAGAAGAGAUUGAACAACUCUCUUUGCAUUAUUAUAAUAUGAAACGCUACACUGCGAACAAGAAGAAGAAAAUUCCUGCUUUAGAGUAUCUAGAUUAUGGAACUGGGUGGAAGGGAAGACCUCAACCAACGAAAGCACAGAGUAAAAGUUAUAGGUCUUCUCAAACACGAAUGGAAGAUUUUGAUGAACUGAAAACUUACAAAAAGACAACUCUGAGUGCAGGUGCAUACAAUAAACUUAUAAAUUCAUAUAUGAAGAACAUCGAUUCUACAUCGGUAAAAGAUGAGUCACACAUCAUUGACCGGUGGAAUCAGUUUAAAGAAGCAACGUCCACAGAAAUGAAUAGGAAAACAGAACCAGAAGAACCACCAGUUGAGGAGGAGGAAGAAAUGUCUGAAACUGAAAUGCUGUGGAGAGAAAUGGAAAUAUGUAUGGCAUCAUCAUACUUUGAUGACGAUGAGGCUAGAGUAUCCGCUGAGUCUCUCCGGAAAGCUAAUGAAAAUUGUCAGCAUGAAUUCAAAUUGGAUGAUGAAGUCGGGGUUCUAUGUCGUAUCUGUGGCUUUGUUAGCACUGAAAUAAAACAUGUUUCUGCACCAUUCCUGGAACAUAAAACCUGGGUAGCAGAUGGUAAUUCGUGCUACAGAGAUGAGACAGAGAAUAAAGCAGACGGAGAAGAGGGCCUGAAUCUUUUCUGUGAUUACACUACUAUACAGGCACGAUUAUCUGAAGAAAGUGACAAUGUAUGGGCACUAAUCCCUGAACUUAGGAAGAAGUUACAUUUCCACCAGAAACGGGCCUUUGAAUUCCUAUGGCUAAAUAUCGCGGGUUCUUUGAUACCUGCACUAAUGGAACCAUCAUCGAAAAAAACAGGUGGUUGUGUAGUUUCUCAUUCACCGGGAUCUGGGAAAACUUUUCUCAUUAUUGCAUUUCUUGCUAGCUACUUGAAGUUAUUCCCAGGAAAGCGGCCUUUGGUCCUUGCUCCAAAGACAACUCUAUAUACUUGGUACAAGGAAUUUAUCAAGUGGGAAAUCCCUGUGCCCGUUCAUUUAAUUCAUGGCCGUAGAAGUUAUAGAGUCUUCAAGAAGAAUGCAGUGAAGUUUCAUGGAGUUCCGAGACCUAGUCAAGAUGUUAUGCACGUUUUGGAUUGUCUAGAUAAAAUACAAAAGUGGCAUGCUCAACCAAGUGUUCUUGUCAUGGGCUACACUUCGUUCUUGACGUUAAUGCGAGAAGAUUCGAAGUUUGAGCACAGAAAAUUUAUGGCUAAGGUUCUGCGUGAAAGUCCGGGGCUCCUGGUAUUGGACGAAGGGCACAACCCUCGAAGUACUAAAUCGAGAUUGAGAAAGGUUUUGAUGAAAGUUGAGACAGAUCUGAGGAUAUUGCUUUCAGGUACAUUGUUUCAGAACAACUUCUGUGAAUAUUUUAACACCCUGUGCCUUGCAAGACCGAAAUUCGUGUUUGAAGUUUUGCGGCGAUUAGACCCUAAAUACAAGAGAAAGAAGAGGUUCGACAAAGCUCGCAAUUUGUUAGAAAACCGAGCAAGAAAACUCUUCCUAGACAAAAUUGCCAGGAAGAUCGAUGCUAGCGUCGGAGAAGAGAGGAUGGAAGGUCUUAACAUGUUGAGGAAAAUCACCAACGGGUUUAUUGACGUGUACGAAGGUGGGAAUUUUGACUGCCUCCCUGGUUUACAAAUUUACACCUUAAUGAUGAACUCAACAGACAUACAACAUGAGAUUUUGGUAAAACUCCACAAAAUAAUGUCUACAUAUACUGGCUAUCCAUUGGAAUUGGAGCUUUUGAUAACGCUAGCAUCGAUACAUCCUAGUUUGGUCCGGACUUCAAACUGUAGUGCUAAAUUUUUCAGUACAGAAGAGUUGCUGGAACUUGAGAAGAUCAAAUUCGAUUUUAGAAAAGGUUCCAAGGUGAUGUUUGUUUUGAACCUUGUUUAUCGAAUCAUCAAGAAUGAAAAGGUUCUCAUCUUCUGCCACAAUAUUGCCCCCAUUUAUUUGCUUGCGGAAAUGUUUGAGAGAAUCUUCCGAUGGCGAAAGGGUAGAGAAAUAUUGGUCCUUACAGGAGACUUGGAGCUAUUCGAGAGAGGAAGAGUGAUGGACAAGUUUGAGGAACCAGGUGGUGCUUCAAGGGUACUUCUCGCUUCAAUUACUGCAUGUGCUGAAGGCAUUAGUUUGACAGCUGCAUCCCGGGUGAUUUUGUUGGAUUCGGAAUGGAACCCUUCCAAGACAAAGCAGGCUAUUGCACGGGCUUUCCGGCCUGGUCAGCAAAAGGUUGUUUAUGUGUAUCAGCUGUUGGCAACUGGCACGCUCGAAGAGGACAAGUAUCGUAGGACCACAUGGAAAGAAUGGGUAUCCAGUAUGAUUUUUAGCGAAGCAUUCGUGGAAGAUCCGUCUCAGUGGCAAGCAGAAAAGAUCGAAGAUGAUGUAUUGAGAGAGAUAGUUGCAGAGGACAAAGUUAAGUCAUUUCAUAUGAUAAUGAAAAACGAAAAGGCUUCUACAGGUUGAUGAUCAGAGACUAGCUUCCCACCACAGUAAUAACUUUAGCAAGUCUAGGGAGGAGGGACUCAGACCUCGAGACUUGAUGUUUAAGGAGAGAGAGCAACAGGUAGGCCAAACUUGGAUUGUUUUCUCUUCAGCUUGCUUGUAUUAUGUUUUAUAAUUGUGCUUUCUACAGGUAACAACUUUUUAACUUGUAAAAUGGCACAACUUUCCUGCUGUCUCAUAGUUCCCUUCUUUCAGAGAUAACUUUUUUGCUUUGAUUUUUUUUUUUCCUUAAAGCAUCCAUGUAUCCUAUAGAUGAACAUGGACGUGGAGAUAUGAUCCUUUAAAUGCAUGAAAAUCGUAUCGGAAGCAAUGCCAUCUAAAAAUAA
Gossypium arboreum is the source of this 4967-nucleotide messenger RNA. RefSeq names its product SNF2 domain-containing protein CLASSY 1-like. Gene Ontology annotation, biological process: gene silencing by siRNA-directed DNA methylation. The coding region runs from base 796 to 4602 and encodes 1268 amino acids. The record is from RefSeq and is a predicted model, not a curated record. Gene Ontology annotation, molecular function: ATP-dependent chromatin remodeler activity; ATP binding. Lineage: Eukaryota; Viridiplantae; Streptophyta; Magnoliopsida; Malvales; Malvaceae. The transcript is spliced from 7 exons.